Trypanosoma cruzi is the source of this 1972-nucleotide messenger RNA. Its product is annotated as dispersed gene family protein 1 (DGF-1), putative. The record is from RefSeq and is a predicted model, not a curated record. The annotation marks the transcript as partial. The transcript has a single exon. NCBI's taxonomy places the organism in Eukaryota, Euglenozoa, Kinetoplastea, Trypanosomatida, Trypanosomatidae.
GUGGGAUUGGGAGCGAUUUUCAAAGUAUGGGAUUUCCGCUUUUGUGACCAUCGACAGCAGCAGCGUGGUGACGCUGACGGGCUGCAGGAUGGGCUUGACGGGGUUGUCGGGACCUCUGCUGUUGCAGGCUGACGCCGGCUACCGGUUUGUUGCUGGGUGCCUGACGGUUGCGGGACGGGUGGUGACGACGGCGGCUGAACUGGAGCUGAAAGGCAUUACCAACGUGACGACGGUCACCGCGUGCGGGGAGUGCACGAAGGAGGGCGAUUGCUUUGCUCCGCUGACGACGGCGGUCAUUGACUGCAGGUGCUGGUGCGCUGCUGGAGGGCACGGCGAUGUGUGCGUCCCGGCGCCUGUGCCUGCUGGUCCGCCAUCACCGCCACCGCCGCCGCCGCCACCACCCACGCCGCCACCGCCGCCGGUUGGUGGGUGCAUCAGCGACAUGGUAUACCCCGAGGUUGCGCAGGCUGUGGGCGACGGGCUGUCGUGGCUGUGCUACCGCAACGUGACGUUCAGCGGGGGCGGCAUGAGCCUGACAGUGCUGAUUGGGGCGAUGACGGGCGACGUGGCGAAUGUCACGUUCGAUGGAUGCACGUGGAGGGACGGUGCCGUGCUGUUGCUGUUGGGCAACGCGUACGCCGCUGUGGGGUCGCUGAACAUCGUCGUCACCGGCAACGCGUUCCGUGACGCGCUGCUCAGCCCGGAGGGUGGGUUUCCGCCGCACACGAACAUCACGAUCAGCGGCAACCGCUUCACUGUCACAAGGCUGGUCUCUCGGCCGGGAUUGAACGUUAUGAGGAAGUCGUGUGUUUUGAUGAAUGGACUGGCGAUCAGCAAUGACUCCGCGGUGGUGCUCAGUGGAAAUUUGUUUCAGAGUGUGACGGCAUCGUCAAGCGCCAUUUACGUUGUCGGAUCUUCGCUGAGGGUGUCUUGGCACUCCGUGUUUGCGGUGAUGGGCAACACUUUUCGUAUGGCUGUCGUUAACGGUACGCUGAUACAUCUUGAAGGGUCUAGCGAAUCCACUUCGCUGAGUGUACUGAACAACUCUGCAGUGGUGAUCCGAGGCAACGUUGUGACGAGGCCGGUGAAGUACUUCAUGUUAUUUUUCCGGGCCUCACGUGUGGAGUUCUGGUCAGCGGUUGUGUUUCACGGCAACGACAUGCAGGGAAGCUUGGUUGUGUUUUAUUCAAGCUGCUCCUUGCACAUCUACCACAACUCCUGGCUGCAGUUGAGUGGCAACCUCUGCCGUGUAUCUCCAUCAGAUGCCUUUACUGUUUUAAACCCCACGGUGAAUCUCCGCGACUCCGUGGUGUCUGUGUCCGGCAACCGAUUCAUGUCCAACAGGGGAACGCCGACAGUUCUGCGGAUAUCCACAGGGUCCCGCGAUCUCACGAACGGAGCGAUUGUGGCCGCGUGCAACAGUGUGAACGGCGGGGAGGGGGCGGGGUACGGCAUCCCGUCUGCGUACAAUGCCACCAUUUUGACCUGCGGGGACCCAUGCACCCUCUUGGCGUCGUGCUUCCCCGCGUACACGACGACGGCCUCGAGUGAUGGCUGCGCCUGCACGUGCGCUGAGGGCGGUCACGGCGAUGCGUGCCUGCCCGUUGCUGUUCCCGAGUCAUCGAGCACCGACGGCGCCGACUUGUGCGUGCGGGACGGGAGUGUGGAUGUGGAGGUGAACGCCGGCUUCGGGACGUCGGUGGUGUGCUACGUUGGUGUGACCUUUGCGGCGGAAGUCGUGGUGGACGUGGAGUUGAUGUCAGGGAGCGUGCGCAACGUGACGCUGGCGAACUGCACGUUUGUGGGCGGAGCGAGCCUGUACGUUGUUGGGUGGCUGUCCGACCCGUCUGCUGGCGAGCGCGCCGAUGUGUUGAUCAGCGGGCUUGAGUCGCGCUCUGGCGGCGGCGUACUGGUGGCGAACCGAUAUCCGCCGGGCUCGCGCGUCGCUGUGGUGGACUCGGUGCUAAUCGCA